CGGUGGUGCUUCCGGCGCCAACGAAAGUGAAACUGAAGUUGAAAAUUGGGGGUGCAAUGAUGCAACACCAUCAGUGCCAAGACUAGCAAGACGCAUCUGAUAAUUCUGUUCAUCGAACUGUUAUGGGUAAAUGCAGCCUAAUUUUCAUUAGGAUACGACAACCUGGUGAAUCUGUUGCAUAGCCUAAUGACAAACCAUCGGUAUGAUACAACAGCAAAGGAUGGUGCAAAUUUUGUCUUGAGUCACUUUCGAAGACUGUUCUGUACAGUUUGACUGUUGUUCCUCGCGAUUGCCUCAGAUAUCGACGCCGGUGUCCCGGCAGCGCAGAAUAUGUUGCGCCGCGUCUGUUGAUGAAAUGGGAGGCGUUUAUAUCUUAAGCCUGACACUUCUGGUAUAUUGUGAAGCAUUUGAUAUCCAGGGUCCCUCGGGUCGUCUCUCUGCGCCUCUGGGAGGGUCCGUGGUCCUGCCUUGCUCGGUAGAGCCCCCCCUUCCUCUGGAGGAGCUGGAGAUCGAAUGGAGAAGGAGAGACACGAAUGCACUGGUGCACCUAUUCCAAGAGGAAGACGUCCGACCAGAGUCCCAGGACGUCAGCUUCAGUGGCCGAGCGUUCUUCUUCAAAGAUGAGUUGGAGAAAGGCAACUACUCUCUAUUAAUCUCCAGUGUGGUGAGAGAAGACACUGGUGGAUAUAUAUGUAAAGUUUAUACCAACCUGGAGUCAAAUGAGGUCAAAGUUGAAAUCAGUGUUAUUGAACACCUGGUAGUCAAGGGAGCAGGUGUGGUGCCUGGGAAUGUGGGGAAGGACGUGGUCUUGGGCUGUGCUGUGGACUCCCGCAUCCCCUCUGACAAGGUGGACAAGGUCAUAUGGAAGAGGACAGACCAGGAUGACCAUGAUAUCGUGGUACUGCUCUACCAUCUUGGUGUGGUCCUACCAAACUCCUCACACGAGAGGUAUCAAGGCAGAGUAGAGCUCUUUACCACAGAAAUCCCCAAAGGAAACUUCUCACUGAGACUAGAUGACGUCAGGACUGAAGACCAAGGAGAGUACAUCUGUGAAGCACAGAGUGGCCAUCUGUCAGCAAGUGCCAUCAUUGUCUUGCAGGAACAUGGGUCUCAUCCUCAGCUAAUCCUGGCAGCACUCUUGUCUCUCAUUGCUGCCGUAACAGCUGUUGGGCUUGGGGUUAAAAUACUUCGUUCUCCAGAUUCACAUGAUCUUCAAAGGGUGAAGCUCGGAUUGAUCCUUUGUCCAAAUAUCCUUAUCUUCACAGCAUUCAUGUUGUAUGGUGUAACAACUGGUUUUUUAGGUGAGAUUGUCACUUGUGCAACAGUCAAUUUUGUCAGAUGUCUUCCACUUCUGAAAGCUGCUCUCCACACAUUGCCUGACAAAAUAAAAAACAAUGAGAAUUGUUUUGAUGGUGUUACUGCCAUGGUGGAGUACUACAUCAUUGCCGGAGUUUUGUUUUCACGUGUCUUUACGGAUAUCCUGAUUCUUGGCAUAAAUGCAUACUAUGUCGGCUUCAUUGCAGCCAUGUACUUACUUUUUUACUUUGCAGAGAUAUUCGGUGAAAAAUCUCAGUGUUCAUGUUUUGCAUACAUCGACAUAAUCAACUGGGUACUGCUGUGGCUGCUUGUCUCAGGAUAUUCAACCCUCAACAUAUAUGUGUUCAUCACUACAUUAGUUCUUGUUCUUGGGAUGGAUAUACUCUUUCAUCUCAGCAAACCUGAUCAAAUCGGUCAACGCACUAAAUCUGAUGACACACAUUAUACCAUAUUGUUGGUGGCCAUGGUUCCUUUAUAUAUGCUACUUUUAGGUUAUAUAUAUUGGAUUUUGGCUGAUGUGAAAGAUGGCCCAGGGCUGAUAUGGGGCAGUGCCUUGCUCUACAUACUCACUGUUCUUUCAGGAUUUAGGCAUUCCAGAUUGAAACCAGAAUCAGAAUUAAACAAUGGGCCUGGUGGAGUUGUCGAUGUCUUCUUCUGUGCCUCUACAGUCCUCCCAGUAUUCAAUUCGGGCACACUCAUUUGGGAAUUAAUGGCAAGAUUAUGGAAUGGUGUGCGGUACAUUACUGACCUGCGAGUGUUUGUCCUGCCUACUGAAUGCCUCUUUGCCCUGGGACGGCUUGCUUUGAAGCUUCAUCUCUACAAAACACAGCAACAGUAGCAAAGCAGAGGGGGACAUUGGGGCCAGGAACCCUGGGCCUGACCUUUGGGGGAGCCCCCCUGCCAAUGGCUUUCGAUCGCCAAACAUCUCGCUGGGGCCCCUUCUACGAGAUUUUGUGUGCUCAAUUCCAUUAACGUUUCUUUCACAUUUCUAUGCUGAACAGCAAACUCAGUGUUUAUCAACUAUUGUGCUUAAUGACCAGACAUUAUUUAUAGCCCAUUUCAAUGGCAGACUCCAUCACGAGCCUCUGACACAUCUCCCAAGCUGUACUUGCAUGUGAUCAUUCAUCUCACAUCUGGACAUACUCUUGAUCUCCCAGAGUGAAUAGUCAUGUCAUGAAAUAAAGAAACACUCACCAGAAAUUCUAAGACAAAGUCACAGUUGACAAUAUGAGUAUGCUGCUCACUAUUGUGCUAGUCAUGGAAGCUCAUUUGUCUUUCUGGUAGCUUAACUCUGGCUAAAUAUGCACUCUCUGCUUCCAUGCAGAUGCAUGAGUUCUAUCAGUUGCAAUAUGCAAUGGCUGGUUGUAUAGCUGUGGAGUGUAGUAGACCUGUGCAGUGUAGUGAACAUAAAUGAUGUUAAUAUGUGUGCAUAACUGACAUGAUGCUAAACCAGUCAGGGAAUCUAUUUUCUUUAGUAAAUCUUGCUUUCUGCAAGAUGCACUUUUUACUUUCAUGACUUGCUAACUAAUUCCAAAAUGCAAUGGCCUGUGAUUGUAACUAUGGGAUGUAUGUAAUGCAGUAGACAUAUAUUUUGCACUGAAAGGCCUAUCAACAUUUGUGUAUUUUUUGUUUGUUUAUUUACUAUUAUUUAUUAUUGUUUGUGGGCAGUCAUGGGUAAGUGGUUAGGGCGUCGGAUUUGUAUCCCAAAGGUUGCCGGUUCAACUCCCUACCCACCAGGUUGGUGGGGGGAGUAAUCAACCAGUUCUCUCCCUCAUCCUCCUCCAUGACUGAGGUAUCCAGAGCAUGGUACCGUUCCGCCGCACUGCUCCCUAGGGGCCCCAAUGAGGGCUGCCCCCUUGCACGGGUGAGGCAUUAAUGCACUUUCGUUGUGUGCAAUGUUCACUUGUGUGCUGUGGAGUGCAGUGUCACAAUGACAAUGGGAGUUGGGGUUUCACAAUGGGCUUUCACUUUUCACUAUUUAUUUGUUUAUUUAUUGCUUAGGAUUUCAUUUAGUGUGUUCAAUUCUGUUGUAAUUAAUAAUAUUAAUAUCACAAAAUAAAUACAUAUUUAACCCGUUUUCAAUUA
Messenger RNA from Engraulis encrasicolus (European anchovy), 3402 nucleotides. RefSeq lists its product as uncharacterized. NCBI's taxonomy places the organism in Eukaryota, Metazoa, Chordata, Actinopteri, Clupeiformes, Engraulidae. The record is from RefSeq and is a predicted model, not a curated record. Gene Ontology annotation, cellular component: external side of plasma membrane. Gene Ontology annotation, molecular function: signaling receptor binding. The coding region runs from base 356 to 2155 and encodes 599 amino acids. The transcript has 14 exons. Gene Ontology annotation, biological process: regulation of cytokine production; T cell receptor signaling pathway.